UUCUUAAUUUUCUGUUUCUUCAUCAUCCCCAAAAACACAUAAUCAAUCUUUCUUGAUUUCACUUCCCAUUGUCAAGAAACUUCAAAUUGGCAUCAUCCCCUGUUCAUUAUACACACUAUCUUACUCAACCUUGCUUCUUUCAACUUCAAUAAUCUAAAUUCCAAAUAAUACUUUAUGUUCUUCACUGGAAUUUUAGUUCUUCAUAGUUUCCACAUUUAGAAAUUUCGUAUUUAGGUUUAUGAACUCGGUUAGCAUCGAAAGCUCGAAAAUGGAUGAAAAACAGCUGGAUUUGAAUGCCCCUCUACUCUCGGUCCGACGAUUAUCAGCAGCCGGUUCAAAUUCGGACCGAAAACCUCCCAAUUCCGCUAAAAAAACGACAACAACCCGACAACAAUCACUUCCUGUUGCUAGAUCCCAAUGGGAACCCCAACAGGAAGUCACAAAACCCGCAGCGGUUCCCUUCAACUGGGAACAGAUUCCGGGCCAAGUUAAAGAUGAUAAAAAGCCCGUUUCGCAGCAGAAGCCCCAAAACACCCGAAAUCCUCAUAGAUCUCCAUCCGGGCCGAUCCGGAUUGAUCAACAAUCACCAGAAGAUGUUAAUGGAGAUGGUGAAGCAAUUGAAACACUUUCAAUGUCGAUUUCGUGCAAUUUCAGUGAACAGAACAGUGAAGCAGAGUCUUCGAAAGGGUUCGGUUCUGAUUUCCAGACACGCGAUUAUCUAAUGAAUCGGUUUUUACCAGCAGCAAAGUCGAUGAUCGUUGAAACGCCUCAAAAAGUUGCGAAGAAGCAAGAGCCUACGGUUCUGGAGCCUCCGAAGUAUGUGAAGAAGGUUUACAGUGGCGAAUUGAGACCGUUACUGCUCGAGAAGUAUCCGGUUAAUGCAUAUAACCAUGAGGAGGAUAAAGAAAGUGUUGUGGUUGAUAAUGUUGAGGAUGAGGUUAAGAAGAAACCGCGUAAAAAGGGGUUCAGAUUCUUCCUCCCUCGAAUCUGCACGAAGCAGGCUUCGUGUGUUUCGAAUCGGAUGUCGGGACCGAAAGCGAAGGUUCAUCAGAGCCAGUCUCCGGUUACAGAGUCUCCUGGACCCGUUCCACGGCUCUCGCUCUCGCGAAGAACUGCAUACAGUGGACCAUUGACUCCAAGUCUUGAGAAGCAAGCUAUGGAUGCAGUAAUUAUGAAAAGAGCCGAGACUCGACCGAAAGAAGUACACGAAACUCAACACAAAUCAAGUCCAUUCACUCGCUCGGGUAACUCAUUACCAUCAUCUCCUAACCGAGGGUUGUCCCGUAGCGGGCGCAUAUCCCCAUACCGUAACGAAUCCCCUCGAUCACCAUUCCAUGAUGGGGCCCGGUUUCUUGGGGUUCCAAAAGAUGUUCAGAAUCAGAUUGCUAAGCCUAAAACUUGCCCUUCCCUUAAUGUGAAAAGUCACUUUACUCCCCGUUUGGUACGCGAUAGUCCUCAACUAGUACCCGAGAAGACAUUGUACGUAGAUUGGAUAGAAAAAUCAUCAAACCCGACACCAAACGAGGCCAAGAUGAAGCCAAAUAAUGAUCUGGGUGGCUCGGUUCAUGUCCCUCCGCUGCCUAAAUCGCCAUCGGAAUCGUGGCUUUGGCGUAAGAUGACUCUAAGGAGUCCAUUUCCAAAGAAGAUGCAACCGGCUCCUAUCGAAAAGAGUCCUACAAAUGGACCAAAAUGGGAAUCCAUUGUCAAGACUUCUAAUGUGCAUCAUGAUCAUGUACGGUAUUCUGAGGAAUUCCUUAAUGCUUCCAAGUACGCUGAGAUCUCGUUUUGAUAAAGAAAAAACGAUAAAGAUAUUUAACUCGUUAAAAAUGUGAGGCUGUUUUGUUUCCUGAUGGCCCCUUGGUGAGUCGGGUUUCUGAAUUCGCGUUUUAUUUACUUUUUUGGUAGUUUUAGACGCUAUUUUUUUUUUUUUUUUUUUUUUUUUUUUUUUGUAACGGGUUGGGUUGGAUUGGAUGAGAGGUUUUUUUUCAUCCAGAUUUGUGAUACUUUUUUAACGUUUGAUGUUGCUCUAUGUAUGAUGAACAUAUUGUUCAUCUUGGAAUUGAUAUUUGUAAUUGAAAUCAAAGGGAUAUUGGUUGUGUUUUAAAGGCA
Helianthus annuus (common sunflower) is the source of this 2109-nucleotide messenger RNA. RefSeq lists its product as uncharacterized. Bases 239 to 1789 code for a protein of 516 amino acids. Lineage: Eukaryota; Viridiplantae; Streptophyta; Magnoliopsida; Asterales; Asteraceae. The record is from RefSeq and is a predicted model, not a curated record. The transcript has 4 exons.